AAGCGGAGGAUCGACAAUAGAAAGAGGGCACUGUCAUUCUUGUUGAGUCGAAGAAAGACAUAAACCCCUUUUGGUGUGUGCUCAAAACUAAGCUUCAACUGUAUUGGAAUCAAAGAAGGAAUGUCAUCAUCCUAUUUAAGUAUGGGAGAAGCUCACAGACGAAUCACUGACUUCCUUAACCGCUUCUCCGACGCUGUUUCAUCUCAAGACGCCAACUCUCUAUGCCUUAUCUUCUCUAUCUCUUCAAACUCAUCUUUUCUCCUUUCUCUAUCAGAUGCCCUCAUCACCUUCCAGGAUGCUAGCAGAGUAAUAGGACAAGCUGAUAGAUACUCUCAGUAUGCAGAUGUACUACUCCCUCUAUUUCGUGCCUUACAAAGUUAUCGACUCAAAAACUUGGUUGAAUCUUACCAGGCAUUUGAAAAAGCUGCCAAUGCAUUUACUCAAGAGUUCCGCAACUGGGAAUCAGCUUGGGCUUUGGAAGCUCUUUAUGUCAUUGCCUAUGAAACUAGAAUUCUAGCGGAAAGGGCAGAUAGAGAGUUGGCUUCUAAUGGAAAAACACCUGAAAAGUUGAAAGGUGCUGGCUCAUUUCUGAUGAAAGUGUUUGGAGUCCUUGCUGGAAAAGGAUCAAAACGUGUUGGAGCUUUGUAUGUGACUUGCCAGCUUUUCAAGAUUUAUUUCAAGCUCGGAACAGUUCACUUGUGUAAAAGUGUUACAAGAAGCAUUGAAACUGCCCGCAUUUUUGAUUUUGAGGAGUUUCCUCUUAGGGAUAAGGUUACUUACAUGUAUUAUACUGGACGGUUGGAGGUGUACAAUGAAAAUUUUUCUUCUGCUGAUCAUAAGCUAUCAUAUGCUCUAAGCCAUUGCAAUCCUCGGAAAGAAAGAAAUAUAAGGAUGAUACUAAAAUAUCUGAUACCUGUGAAGCUCUCAAUCGGCAUCUUACCUAAAACUUUGCUUUUGGAGAAGUACAAUUUGACUGAGUACAACAACAUUGUGCUUGCUCUUAGAAGGGGGGAUCUACGACUUCUUCAACAUGCUCUGCAGGAACAUGAAGACCAGUUCUUAAGAUCUGGCGUUUAUCUUGUCCUGGAGAAGCUAGAGCUCCAAGUUUACCAGAGGUUACUAAAGAAGAUCUAUAUUAUCCAGAAGCAGAAAGAUCAGAAUAAAGCUCACCAAAUCAAGUUAGACUUAAUUGUUAGAGCUCUAAAAUGGCUUGAAAUUGAUAUGGAUGUUGAAGAGGUGGAGUGCAUCAUGUCCAUUUUGAUAUAUAAGAACCUGGUCAAAGGUUACUUUGCUCACAAAAGCAAAGUUGUAGUUUUAAGCAAGCAAGACCCUUUCCCCAGAUUGACAGGCAAAGCAGUUAACUCAUAAGAAUGAGGCUGGACCACAGUAUCUGUACAACUAUGUUCUUAAUGGACUGGCAGAUAACCGAUCUGGGUAAUGAUGCUGUAGCUGGCUCCCCAUGGUUAUGUUCAGCUCUCUCCAGUUGCAUGAUGCUGUGACACAAGUAUGAUGAUAGCGGGGACUGCUUCUACCUGAUUGAUACUGAACUCUGAUUGGCAAAAUGGAUGUAAUGCAAUUUUACUGUUUAUUUAUUUUGACAACAAAGUUCAGUGGUGACUCCCCAUGGGAAUGACGCUGUAGCUGGCUCCCCAGAUUGAUUUAGACAAUCUGGACGUUGGUUAUUGUACUAGACGUACUAGAGUGAGUGUAUGCUGUGUGGGAAGACUACUUCAACUAACAAUCAUUUUUGUUGAUCCAAAGUGUAGGGUGAGCUUGUCUGCUAGGUGUCCUAACCCAUGAUAUUGCAAUAAUAAACGCUCAUCUGGUUUCACAUA
Molecule: messenger RNA, 1835 nt
Organism: Solanum dulcamara
Lineage: Eukaryota; Viridiplantae; Streptophyta; Magnoliopsida; Solanales; Solanaceae
Product: enhanced ethylene response protein 5
Exons: 9
Coding region: 121-1368 (415 amino acids)
Biological process (GO): transcription elongation by RNA polymerase II; post-transcriptional tethering of RNA polymerase II gene DNA at nuclear periphery; poly(A)+ mRNA export from nucleus
Cellular component (GO): transcription export complex 2
Molecular function (GO): RNA binding; double-stranded DNA binding
Source: RefSeq, a predicted model, not a curated record